AUGGAAGUUUCCAACAUUGACAUGACAUGGAACAGUACGAAAGGAAUUGCCUUGCACGGAAAGCAGCCCCGGCGCAGCCACAUGGCUCCAGUCAAGCAUCGCCUAGACAUGGCAGCUUUCAAGGCCAUCUUUGCUUUUCACAAGCGAUGUAAGACGAAUCAGAUCAGCAUCUUCAAAGUCAUCCAGUCUCCUCAAGGCAUGCCACCCAGCACGGCCAAGAGUAGCGGAGUGUUUCCUCUGCUUUCAGCGGAUGAGAAGUUUAUUCGACAGACAGCUGGUAUCGUUGGAGUUGUGAAGGGUCAUGCCAUGGCUGACAUGCCGGGCAAUGCUGCUGUGCAUUCUGGCACUGCAGAGCUCCAUGUGCUUCAGUUGGCUUGUGGCAUUUUCAUGCUUCAGACCUGCAUGACAGUUGUUCAAGCCAAGGCACACUUGAUCACAACUGCCACCCGUUUUGAUCCUGCAGGGUUCCUUCAUCUCUUCAAGAAGUCGAGUCUGCCACGGGGACCAUGUGGGUUGGACAAACCACGUGGUGAUGUUGCCCCCGCCAACACAGCAGAGGGCCUUGCUGGACCCAAUUCACCUUCAACGUUUCUUGGCGAACUGCCCUGCAAGGCAGCCCCCGUUCGCCUUCGGCCCAUGCUGAAGGCGGUAUCCAAGUCAGUGUCCAAGUCAUGCUCAUGCAGCUGCAACAAUUUGGAUGCCAUCAAACUUUGGGGAAACUUUGGAGCCCAGAAAAGUAGCAUUGCGACUGGCCAUAUGAACACGAUUGUUCGACGCAUGAUUUACUCCGUGCUCCGGCCUCUUGAGGGAUGCCGCCAUCCCAUAGCAGCACGGCUGCUUUGCACAACUAGAGGAUGCUCACGCCCAGCCCUGCCCAAAUUCUGGGAGAAGCUUGGCGUUGUGCCGAUGUUCGACGUGCAAAUCUGCCAUCCCAGCAGCAUGAAAUCGCUAAGAAACGUGGCGAAGGGGCCAAUGGUGGGAGUGGCGCAGGCGAUGCCGGGGAUUGCCCCACCUUUUCCCUUUCCUUUGGAAGUGGGUCUUUGCUUUGAACAGAAGCGGCUGCGGAUCACUUUCCUGGUGCAUGAGUGCAGAUGUCAAACAAGUCUGACAUCAGUUCACUGGAUGUGGUGUGCUGCUGGAAGGCUUGGAGAUCUGUUGAAAAAUUGUCGAUCCCAGCCGGCUCAUCGCCAUCAACACGGACAUCAAGCACCAGGUUCUCCUAGCUGCGGGACCGAUGUUUCCUUGGCAGCUCUUCAUCCACGUGACAUUUGUGGCGAUAGAUCCAGCGACUUGCGGCGCCGCAUUUCAGCGAUUCAGCUCUUGCAGGUGUCAACUUCUUGGUUCAGAAGUGAUCUUUCCUUGAAACGCGUCAGGUACCGCAAAGUAUGCUUUCAGGUUGCUUCACCCAUUGCUUCACCCAUGUGUCUAUGUGUGAAUUGUUCUCUUGCUUGCAGAAAUUCACUGGCAACUUCUUUACUGGCGCAACUCACUUUGGAGAAGCUAGCACCAUUGAAGCGCAGUCCAAAGAGUCGCCCUGUGCGAUGCGGAGCAAGCGGCGGCAGUGCUUUGGUCAGCCUGACAAUUCAAAAGCCUAAAGAAUUGGAGGAUUGGAAGGAUGGGAAGGAUCGGCUUGGACUUUUUCAAGCUGCUCUGAUACCAGUGGUACCACUUGCGAAAGCAUUGAAAUGCGAAUUGGCCCGCACAAUGUUGCGGCAACCACGGCUUUCCCCUGUCCAAGAAGCUUUUCUGGCAGGACGCUUUGAACGUUUUUUUGUGUCGUGGUGGCGGCUGAUCAGUUCCGUACCCAAAGAGUUGCUGAAAGCUGCCGUGAUGAUUUUGCAGGAGCGGCACUGGAUUCUCCGCAGCACUUUCAAUUCCGACAUGCCAUUGGUGAGCCCAAAGCGCUUUGACGUGGUGGAAACAAGAGAUGUUCCUGAAGAAGGACAGGAAGGACAAGAUCUUGAACAAAUUGCCAGGGAGUUUGCAUGGCAGCCCUUGGAUCUCAAGAACGCGCCCGCAAUCCGGGUGCUUUUGGUGACCUUUGGUUCAGACAGUCAAGCCGAAUCAGCAGAAUCCAAAUGUUUGCUGGUGGUGAAGGUUCACCACGUGGCAUGUGAUGGGCUUUCUGUAGCCACUUUGGACAAAGAGCUUUGUGCCCUUUUGGGUCAGGAGUGUUCCACCAAUGCAGGCCACAACCAGUAUGGGCCAUUGUGCUUGAACCCGGGCCAAUCAGCUAUGAAUGCGCUAUGCCUCAAGCUGCCACCUAGCCCAGGCCAAUUUCAUAGGUAUGUUCAGUGUAUGCACGGUCAGCACCUGUCAAGUGAAAGCGGGCACAGGGAUCGUGCAUUUUGGUCUCAACAGUUUGCUUCCUUGCACCUUCCUGUCAUGCCGAUGCCGGAAAGCCAUGGUCAGCACACGGUGGAAAUCAUUUUCCCAAAAGGGUUCCCAGCAAAACAUUCGAAGCUUCUGGCAUUGUUUGCUUACUGGCAGUGUUGCCGGACCAGACAAGAAGAAGUCAUCAUUGGUGGCCCGUUCCACGGCCGACCGACACACCUGCUACCCUACAUCAUCCAUAUGCCAAAGCCCUUUGACCUGACUCAGUUGUUGGAAGAUGUAGAAAAAACUGUUCGAGAUGCGCACAAACAUGCACUUGUUCCAUUGAAAGUCUGGGGGUUCGACCUGAGUUUCCAAGCCAUUCUCUAUUGGGAGCCUUCUGGCGGUUGGGCACAGGCUUCUGCAGAGUGGGGUUCCAGAAACAUGAUUCCUCCACCUUUGCCCGUGGCAGAUCUCGUCUUGCGCGCGUUUGAAUCGAAUGGAUCCAUUGAGGCAAGACUUGAUGUCAGUGGCAAUUUCACUCAGCAACAGGCUCAACAGAUGGCAGAUUCUUUGGGGAAAUUGGCCGUUGACUUCGUUGAGAGAUAUCCCACACUGCCAGGGAAGAAAAGCACCACGGGGAAAGCCACGACUGCACCGGAAGCCAUUCAAAAUGUCGCCAACGCGGCACAGCCCUGGGACCCCAGCGAGUAUGUGGGGCAAACCCUGCUGCAGGAAGCAGUUCGCAACCAUGGGGCAGUCGACUUGAUGCAGAAGAAGAACGGUGAGAAGAUUGCAGUGAAAAGAAUGCCGACCAGGUGGGUGCGAGAAGGCCCCAUUGAAUUCAACGAGCAGUAUCCAACCGCGUCAGAAAGGCCUUGGGUAGACAUCGGCUUAGUCAGGUACUUGAACAGCAUCCAAUAUCCCUAUGCCUGUGAGCUCUUUGGAGUCUUUCGAGACGAUGAGACCACGUACGUGGCAGCAUCGCUGGCCACCAAAGGCGACCUGUUCACCUGGUGUGAUCAAGAUCCACCGCCUGGAUUGAAACGUGAGGCUGUGAUGCUGCCCAUCGUUGGACAAAUCUUCGUGGCAGUUCGGUGGCUUCACGAUUUGGGCGUGGCGCAUCGCGAUUUGUCGCUGGAGAAUAUCCUCUUGUCAGAUCAAGGUGGUACUCAGCAGGUCAAAUUGAUUGACUUUGGUAUGGCGACGGUGAAUCGCAUCUGCAAAAAGGAGGUUCGCGGGAAGCAAUCGUACCAGGCUCCCGAAAUGCACGGCUCUGAACCAUAUGAUGCAUUUCUAACAGAUGAGUUUGCCUUGGGCGUCUCGAUUUUUGCAAUGGCAGUGCAGGAUUAUCCAUGGACGUCGACCAAAAAGAGCAGUUGCCAACUCUUCGAAUACAUCUCCACCUUCGGCCUCAUCAAAUUUCUGAAGAAACGGAAGCUGCGCAAGGGCACGGAACAUCUCGCGGAGGUGAUGAGCCCGGAGCUCAUUCAACUCAUUGAUGCUAUGGUGCAGUUGGAUGCCAACAAUCGGCUUUCCUUGGGCGAAGCAUGCUUCAAUGGAGAGGCACGCCGAAGCGUUUGGGAUGAGCCUUGGAUUCAGGCCUUUCAAGGACCAUAG
This is a messenger RNA of Cladocopium goreaui, 3933 nucleotides long. The record is from the annotation of a GenBank genome assembly. Lineage: Eukaryota; Dinophyceae; Suessiales; Symbiodiniaceae.